Molecule: messenger RNA, 1871 nt
Organism: Populus nigra (black poplar)
Lineage: Eukaryota; Viridiplantae; Streptophyta; Magnoliopsida; Malpighiales; Salicaceae
Exons: 11
Coding region: 58-1347 (429 amino acids)
Biological process (GO): dolichol-linked oligosaccharide biosynthetic process; protein N-linked glycosylation
Cellular component (GO): membrane
Molecular function (GO): UDP-N-acetylglucosamine-dolichyl-phosphate N-acetylglucosaminephosphotransferase activity
Source: RefSeq, a predicted model, not a curated record
UUCAACAUUAACAAAAUUGACAGCAAAAACAGAGAGAGAGAGAGAGAGAGCAGAGCAAUGGCAAGAAAGAGAGCUUCGGAACCAACAACAAUAACAACAACAAAAGAAGCAAUUGUUACAAGCGAUAAAGAAACCAAACCUCCUCCUCCUCUUCCUCGAGAAACAAGCAAUGACCAACCAAUUGCACCACCAAAAAAAGGAUUCAUUUUUAAGCUCUCUCUUUUACUUAUAGCCCCAUACUUUUACUUACUCUUAUUACACUACCAGAUCCAACAUGACCUCAUCAAACCUAUUCUUAUCAAUGCUGGUCUUAGUCUUGCUGGUUUUUUUCUCACCGUUAAGAUGAUUCCUGUGGCUUCUAAAUAUGUUUUGCGAAGGAACUUGUUUGGCUAUGAUAUUAACAAGAAGGGUACUCCUCAAGGGACUGUUAAAGUGCCUGAAUCAUUGGGUAUUGUCGUCGCUGUGGUCUUCAUGGUUUUGACUAUAGUAUUUCAGUUUUUAAACUUCGCGCCAGAUUCCAAUUGGCUUGUUGAGUACAAUGCAGCACUAGCAUCAAUUUGCUUCAUGACUCUACUCGGAUUCAUAGAUGAUGUCCUUGAUGUUCCAUGGAGAGUCAAAUUAUUGCUUCCGUCAAUUGCUGCCCUUCCAUUGCUGAUGGCAUACGCUGGACAUACAACUAUCAUUAUACCAAAGCCUCUUGUUCCAUAUAUUGGGCUCAAGGUUUUGGACCUGGGAUUUAUAUAUAAGAUUUACAUGUGGUUUUUGGCAAUUUUCUGCACAAAUUGUAUUAACAUUCAUGCUGGUAUAAAUGGCCUUGAAGCUGGUCAAACAGUUGUGAUCGCAUCUGCGAUUUUGAUACAUAAUGUCAUGCAAAUUGGAGCGUCUGCGGAUCCUGAGUAUCAACAGGCUCAUGCAUUCUCUGUGUAUCUUGUCCAACCCUUACUGGCAACCUCUUUGGCUUUGCUUUCUUACAAUUGGUAUCCUUCUUCAGUCUUUGUUGGAGAUACUUAUACGUACUUUGCAGGGAUGACGAUGGCUGUUGUUGGGAUUUUAGGCCAUUUUAGUGAAACGCUCCUGAUUUUCUUUUUAGCACAAGUAUUAAACUUCCUCCUGUCAGUUCCUCAGCUUUUUGGCUUCAGGCAUUGUCCAAGACAUCGUCUACCUAGGUUCGAUCCUCAAACAGGACUUCUUACAGGAACAAACGAUGGGACACUUGUUAAUUUUUACUUGAGAAUGUUCGGCAGGAAGACAGAAAAUUCACUUUGCGUGCAUCUUCUUCUUGUUCAGGCACUCGGAUGCUGCAUAUGUUUUGGGCUGAGGUAUUUACUCACCGGUUGGUAUAAAUGAGGAACAUGAUCGAAGAAGCGAUCUUCUGGUUGUAUUCAUUAACAUGCCGAAGGUUUUUCUUACUGCAUAGUUUUGUUGGAUGAUUUGGCAUCACGCUCUAAAGGCAAAUACCGGUCAUCUGGGGAACGUGUUCCAAUUCCAAUGGAGGACAAGCACUUCAAGAUGAUGCCAGGAUUUGUAUAGAAAGAAGCAUGAUGUUUCACUGAGAUUUGACUUUUAAUGCAAUUUUGGGGAUCUUUACAGCGAAGAGACUUGAUGAAGGUAGAGAGUGUUGGCGCCCAUUAGCUCUUGUGUCAUCACUGAAUUGUUUCGGAAGAUUGAUACACCUCUAGUUUCACCAACACCACCUUGUGUUUUCUCUGUUUCUUUCCUCGGUAUACCCUAGCUUUGAGAAAAAGAUGGCUUUCAUGUGUCAAAGCUCCGGCGAAACUGGCGUGCUAGUCCUCUUCCUCUCCAGUGAGAGGAGAGGAAAAGCCACCAACAAUAAGCAAUAACAGAAACUCAUCAAUAUCAUUCUUGCCCUA